GAAAUUGGAUACUGCAUGAAGGCGGCAAAGUGGACUGUUUGCGUUACUUUGUUUGAUACACCCAAAUGAUCCCACCUUCAUUCUCAGAUCUAGGUAAAGAUGCAAGGGAUUUGCUUACCAAAAAAUUUCAUUUUGGACUAUACAAUUUCCAAUGUACUACGAAACACAAUGACAUAGAGUUUAAAGCCAACAUAAGUGAUGGACCGAAACCAAAUAAAAUGUAUUUCGAUCUUCAGCAGAAGUUAUCUUACCCAAAGUACGGUUUGAGUUUGACAAAGAAAUGGGCUUCUAACAAUGUUGUCGAUGCGGAAAUAGCUUUUGAGGAUAAGUUACUCGAUGGUCUGAAGCAAACAUUUAAGAUAUCUCAUGAUCCCUUUCAAAAGCGAUUCCAUGCUAAUCUAAUUAACUCUUUUCGAAAUGAACAUGUCAACUCGAAUGUUGAAAUGUUUUUCAAGUCUGCUGUGCCUGAUUUAUCACCGUCACUUGUCGUUAGCUAUCAAGGAUAUUUGAUUGGUGCUGAUGUUAAAUUGGACUGUGAAAAUCGUAUUCUACAAAAAGCUAAUUUUGCUAUUGGUUAUGCUGUUCAAGAUUUUGCAUUUCAUGGUUUAAUAACCAAUUGGGGUAAACAAUUUUCAGCCAAUAUAUUUCAACGGAUCACUGAUCAAACUCAUAUAGCAGGUUCAGUGACAUGGAAACGUGUUCCUGAUGAAAUUGCCUGGUCUGCUGGUAUUCAGCAUAUAUUGGAUAAUCGAAAGAAGCAUUCAGUGAAAUUGAGAUUAGAUCAUUGGAAUCAGAUCAGUUUGGCGUUUACAACCUAUUUGACAAAAAGUCUACAGUGUACGCUAAGCGGUGUUUUCAAUGGUCCUGAUAUACCCAAAAUGGGUAUUGGUUUUGAGUUGAACUAUUAAAUGCUUCUGUUUAUGAUGAUGAUGAUGUUUGUGUUUACUAACAACUUAUAAGACAAAACAAAUUAGAAGAAAAAAAAACAAACAACAAACAAACAAAACAAUAAAUCACAUUUUGGUUUCUUAGUCUAAAUUUUAUAGAGGAGAAUUAUUCACACUCACACACACACACGCACAAAUCACAUUAACAACAUAUCUGCCUAUGUGUUUGUGUGUGUGUAUGUAUGUACAAGGAGAAAAGCAGAAGCAGUGGCGGCAGCACCGGCGACGGCGGGAGUGUAGCAGUGUAGCACUAGCAGCUCAUUGGUUGCGUUGUCUUUAUUUUUUAUUUCACCCCGGUUUUUCUUGUCAUGUUUUGUUGCGCACAUGUUUAUCACAUUUCAAGAAAUUUUGCUGCUUUCAUCAUCACAUCGCCAUCAUCUAUCUAUCUAUCUAUACAGUUUGUAGCGUGUAUAACAUUUUAUUAUUAUUAUUGUGUAGAGAGAGAGGGUUUUUUUCAGUGCUUUCUGCAACAACAAAAAACAUACGCUUUAGUUAUUUGCAUUUUUUUUGUUUCGUCGUUUUAUUUUGUUUUGGUUAUUUCUUAGUGUGUUAUGUAAUGUUAUGUAAUGUAGUGCAAUGCAAUGCAAUGCAGUUCACUCACUCAUUUAUACAUUCAUUGGUUCAUUUAGUCAAUCUACUACACACACCCAUCAUCUCUGUCUGCCUCCAGUGUAUAUUGAUCACCUGUCAAAUGGCUUUGCCAUACACAUAGCCUUACUUAUAUAUUAUUAUUAGAGAUUUUUAAUCUUUAUGGUGUGAAUUAUUAUUGAACAAAUAUAUAUAAAUAAAGCUCAUUAAUAAUAAAUAAUAAAG
Messenger RNA from Trichobilharzia szidati, 1760 nucleotides. NCBI's taxonomy places the organism in Eukaryota, Metazoa, Platyhelminthes, Trematoda, Strigeidida, Schistosomatidae. The record is from the annotation of a GenBank genome assembly.